This is a messenger RNA of Leucoraja erinaceus (little skate), 5214 nucleotides long. RefSeq names its product G-protein coupled receptor 6-like. The coding region runs from base 310 to 1335 and encodes 341 amino acids. Gene Ontology annotation, biological process: G protein-coupled receptor signaling pathway. The record is from RefSeq and is a predicted model, not a curated record. Gene Ontology annotation, cellular component: membrane. The transcript has 2 exons. Gene Ontology annotation, molecular function: sphingosine-1-phosphate receptor activity. NCBI's taxonomy places the organism in Eukaryota, Metazoa, Chordata, Chondrichthyes, Rajiformes, Rajidae.
CCUCACUCCCUCUCUCCCCCUGCUUCCAGUCUGCAUGCUUGGCCUCCCCGCUGAAGAAGUGGCUGGACCCAAAACCUCACCCAUCCCUUCUCUCCAGAGAUGCUGCUGCCGGCCCCGCUGAGUGACUCCAGCAUUGUGUGUGUGUGUUCAGUGUAAACCAGCAUCUAGCAGCACCCACCCCCCGCCUCAGUGACUGGACUCCGGGCCAAGGAACACACAUUCACCGGGGGAGAGAGAGGGGAGCGCCGAUGCCCGGCUUUGUCACCAGCUGUGACAAGUGAGUGGAGCUGGGCGCCUGUGGUCGAUGCGAUGGGUGAAGCAGUGAAUGAGACUGUGGACGUGUCGGGCUGGCUGUCUCUGGGCAACAACUCAUCGCUGGAGCUGCAGUCGCGGCUGCUGCAGCAGGAGCGGGAGCGGCAGGGUCAGGGUCAGGGUCAGUGGCAGGGUCAGUGGCAGGCGGCAGACCCCUGGCAUGUCAUGCUGUGUAUCUCGGGCUCGGUCAUCGCCUGCGAGAACGCGCUGGUGCUCACCAUCAUCGCCCACAGCCCUGCCUUACGGACGCCCAUGUUCCAGCUGAUCGGGAGCCUGGCCACCGCCGACCUUCUGGCCGGACUCGGGCUGGUCUUCAACUUCUUCUUCCGCUACCUGGCCCGCUGGCAGACGGCCGACCUGAUCACCGUCGGCUUCCUGGUCGGCUCCUUCUCCGCCUCCGUCAACAGCCUGCUGGUCAUAACCAUCGACCGCUACCUGUCCCUGUACAAUGCCCUCACCUACUACAGCGAGAGGACAGUGGUCUACAUCCACACCAUGCUGGCGGUGGCCUGGGGUAUCUCCAUCUGCUUGGGUCUGCUCCCCAUACUGGGUUGGAACUGUCUCAGCGACCAGUCCACCUGCAGCAUCAUCAGGCCUCUGACCAAGGCCAACCUGACUGUCCUCUCCAUCUCCUUCCUGGUCAACUUUGGCCUCAUGCUCCACCUGUACGUCAGGAUCUGCAAGAUAGUGUGCCGCCACGCUCACCAGAUCGCCCUCCAGCAACACUUCUUCGCCACCUCUUGCGCCAUGAGCACCAAGAAGAGCGUCUCCACCCUGGCCAUCGUUGUGGGCACCUUUGGCACCAGUUGGCUCCCCUUCGCCAUCUACUGCCUGGUUGGCGACCAGGACUAUCCGGCGGUCUACACCUACGCCACGCUCCUCCCGGUCACCUACAAUUCCAUGAUCAACCCCAUCAUCUACGCCUUCAAGAACCAGGAGAUACAGAAAGCCACGUGGCUCCUCUUGUGUGGAUGCUUCCAGUCCAAUACAUCCUUCCACUCCAGGUCGCCCAGCGAGGUCUAGACUCUUCUGGGAUUUCAUAGGAUGUGGCCCUUGUGGCUAAAGGGGUCAGGGGGGUAUGGAGAGAAGGCAGGUACGGGAUACUGAGUUGGAUGAUCAGCCAUGAUCAUAUUGAAUGGCGGUGCAGGCUCGAAGGGCCGAAUGGCCUACUCCUGCACCUAUUUUCUAUGUUUCUAUCUUUCUAUGAACCCGAGGGUUAACUUCUUAGAAUGAAGGGGAGGUCAUUUAAGACUGAGGUGAGAAAAAAACUUUUUCACCCAGAGAGUUGUGAGUUUGUGGAAUUCCCUGCCACAGAGGGCAGUGGAGGCCAAGUCACUGGAUGGAUUUAAGAGAGAGUUAGAUAGAGCUCUAGGGGCUAGUGGAGACGAGGGAUAUGGGGAGAAGGCAGGCACGGGUUAUUGAUAGGGGACGAUCAGCCAUGAUCGCAAUGAAUGGCGGUGCUGGCUCGAAGGGCCGAAUGGCCUCCUCCUGCACCUAUUUUCUAUGUUUCUUCACACAACGGGUGCUGGGUGUAUGGAACAAGCUGCCAGAGGAGGUAGUUGAGGCUGGGACUAUCACAACCUUUAAGACAUAAACAGACAGGUCCAUGGAUAGGACAAGGGAUAUGGGGAGAAGGCAGGAACGGGGUACUGAUUGGGGAUGAUCAGCCAUGGUCACAUUGAAUGGCGGUGCUGGCUCGAAGGGCCGAAUGGCCUCCUCCUGCACCUAUUGUCUAUUGUCUAUUGUCUUUCCAGAGCUGCUUCUUGAACCGGCCAGACGAUCGGCGGGUGCUUUAAUGACCAAACGGGCCUUUGUAGAAAGAAUGCACACGGCCAUCUUAGCGACCCACCGCGGAAAAUCAAGUUCGAUCCCGGUGAAUGCCUGGCCACUGUUCAAUGUGACAAAGAAAUUAGAUUUCACGUUGGAGUAACUGCCCAGUGUUGAAUAUUUGGAGACAAUCUUCGUGACUAGUGCAGGUGUCAGCGGUUCAUAAGUGAUAGGAGCAGAAUUAGGCCAAUCGGCCCGUCAAGUCUACUCAACAAUCUAUCUAUCUCUGCCUUAAAACAGGUGAACCUGCGGAAUUCUUUGCCACCGACUUGGCCUCCACAGACGUCUGUGGCAAAGAAUUCCACAGGUUCACCACCCUCUGACGAACGAAAUUUCUCCUCUUCUCCGUCCGAAAUGAAAAUCCUUUAAUUCUGAGGCUCUGACCUCUGAUCCUAGACUCUCCCACUAGUGGAAACAUCCUCCCCACAUCCACUCUAUCCAGGGCUUUCACUAUUUGGUGAGUUUCAAUGAGGUCCUUCCCCCUCAUCCUUCUAAACUCCAGCGAGUACAGGCCCAGUGCCGUCAAACGCUCAUCAUAGGUUAACCCACUCAUUCCUGAGAUCAUUCUUGUAAACCUCCUCUGGACCCUCUCCAGAGCCGGCACAUCCUUCCCCAGAUAUCGGUUUAUGGGGAGAAGGCAGGAGAAUGGGGUUCGGUGGGAGAGAUGGAUCCACCAUGAUUGAAUGGUGGAGUAGACUCGAUGGGCCGAAUGGCCUAAUUCUGCUCCUAUCACUUAUGAACGAAUACCAAAGACUGCAGCCGUGGAAUCUUGAGCGAAACACCAAGUGCUGGAGGAAGUCAGCGAGUCAGGCAGCAUCUGUGGAGGGCACCCCUCAGACCAUUCCCUCCACAGAUGCUGCCCGACCCGCUGAGUUCCUCCUGCACUUGGUGAUGUACAGAAUAUUUCACCAUGACUCUUGUCUCGCCUGUAGAGACCCGUGUAGGGAGGGAUCUAGGAAGGGUGUCAAAGGUUAUGGGGAGAAGGCAGGAGAAUGGGGUUGAGAGGGGAAGAUAGAUCAGCCACGAUUGAAGGGCAGAGAAGACUCAAUGGGCUGAAUGGCCUAAUUCUGCUCCUAUGACUUAAUGGACCAUUAAUGACUCUUAUGCCUUAAGCCCAAAUCACCCCGGGAAGCGACAAACAACGAAGGGUGGAGACGAAUACACAAGGAACUGGAGAUCAUGGUCUCUUGAGGAAAACUCGUACAAAGUUCUGCAGGAACUCAGCGGGUCAGGCAGCAUCUGUGGAGGGAAUGGACAGGCGACCCUUCUUCAGACUGAUGAACGUGGGUGACUCCGGGACACUGCUUCUCAAUCCAACCAGUGUGAUAUUUAACACCAGGGAACCUCUUUAAAGGAAGUUUCGAGACUUCGGACGUCACUGUCUGUUGAAUAACGCGAGAAGUAUUGAAACGAACAAGCACUUUAUAGGUGAAUUUCCUGACCGGUCUCCGGCAGCGGGGAAGUGUACGGCGACCUGCAACAUAUUCUAUUUUUGUGUAUUGAUUGUAUUAAUGUCGUGAAUUCAGAUGCAUAUUUUGUUUACUGUGGGGAAAAAAAAUAAAGGUUUUUUUUGUACACGAACUGUACACAAAUAUUAGAAGGCCGACGGCUCGUUAUGUUUCAUUUAGUUUCGUUCAGAGUUACAGUGCGGAAACAGGCCCUUCGGCCCACUGAGUCAGUGCCGACCAGCGAUCCCCGCACAUGGUAUAAGCAGAGCUGCCAAUUUUUGUCAGAGCAUUUCAGUAUUCUAGUUGUACAUGGAAAUCAGUAUUUUGCUGAGGAAAUCAGUAUUUUUACGUGGUGCUAAUUUGCUGAAUUUUUUUAAAUUUUUUAUGUGCAGUCCUACCCAUGUAAGGGUACAAGAAUGCAUAACCUUGCUACCAAUUGACAUGCCUUCUACACACCUUACUUGGCAGUGUGUGGGACCUUAUUUGUCACACGUACCGAGGUUUGCAUGCAGUUCAGUACAAGUAUCAUUGCACACAAGCAUAGAAACAUAGAAAUUAGGUGCAGGAGUAGGCCAUUCGGCCCUUCGAGCCUGCACCGCCAUUCAAUAUGAUCAUGGCUGAUCAUCCAACUCAGUAUCCUGUACCUGCCUUCUCUCCAUACCCUCUGAUCCCCUUAGCCACAAGGGCUACAUCUAACUCCCUGUUAAAUAUAACCAAUGAACUGGCCUCGACUACCCUCUGUGGCAGAGAGUUCCAGAGACUCGCCACUCUCUGUGUGAAAAAAGUUCUUCUCAUCUCAGUUUUAAAAGAUUUCCCCCUUAUCCUUAAGCUGUGACCCCUUGUCCUGGACUUCCCCAACAUCGGGAGCAAUCUUCCUGCAUCUAGCUUGUCCAACCCCUUAAGAAUUUUGUAAGUUUCUAUGAGAUCCUCUCUCAGUCUCCUAAAUUCUAGAGAGUAUAAACCAAGUCUAUCCAGUCUUUCUUCAUAAGACAGUCCUGACAUCCCAGGAAUCAGUCUGGUGAACCUUCUCUGCACUCCCUCUAUGGCAAGAAUGUCCUUCCUCAGAUUUGGAGACCAAAACUGUACGCAAUACUCCAGGUGUGGUCUCACCAAGACCCUGUACAACUGUAGUAGAACCUACCUGCUCCUAUACUCAAAUACUUUUGCUAUGAAAGCUAACAUACCAUUCGCUUUCUUCACUGCCUGCUGCACCUGCAUGCCUACUUUCAAUGACUGGUGUACCAUGACACCCAGGUCUCGCUGCAUCUCCCCUUUUCCUAGUCGGCCACCAUUUAGAUAAUAGUCUGCUUUCCUGUUUUUGCCACCAAAAUGCAUAACCUCACAUUUAUCCACAUUAUACUUAGACGCAUCUUAAAUAAGCAUCUCAGAUACAGGACAAGCGUGUAGCAGUAGAUUGACACAAAAAGCUGGAGUAAUUCAGCGGGACAGGCAGCAUCUCUGGAGUGAAGGAAUAGGUGACGUUUCGGGUCGAGACCCAUCUUCAGGUAAUUUAUUUUUAUGUUUAGAGGGGGUGAGGUUGGUGUGGGUGAGGGUAGUGGAAAAGUUGAGACAGUUGAUGUCACGCUGGAAGUUAGAAAUAAAGAGGUCUAGAGAGGAAUUCUCUGCC